AUGCUCGUCUUAGCCAUCCACGUGCUGACCUUCGCUGUGAGUUUUCCUGCCAACAUCUUCACCCUCCUCACCCUCCUCAUCAAAAUCCGAUGCCACCGUCCUCAUCCCCACCUCACCGCUGCGGACCUCCUCCUCCUCCACCUCACCACUGCAGACCUCCUUGUCCUCCUCUUCCUCCCAUUCAAGAUGGCCGAAGAGGCAGCCAUGAUGGCGUGGCCCUUCCCCAGAGUGCUCUGCCCCAUUGCAAACUUCUGCUUCUACUCCAGCAUCUACCUCAGCACUCUCUUUAUAGCUGCCCUCAGUGUGGAGCGCUACUUUGGGGUCGUGUUCCCACACCGCUACAACCGGCGCCGGAGGUUAUGGCGGACGAUGGCUGCCAGCGCCGUCCUUUGGGUGAUGGCAUUGUCCCUUUGUUCCUUCGUCUUUGUAGCGGAGCAUCACAGAGAGUUUGGGGUCAAUGGCUCUGAGGCUGAUGGGGAAGGUGGUUUAGGCUUCAAUGGGAAAAAGACCUGGGGAUCGGUGAUGGACAACCCCAAUCACGUUGGGCUGAAGAUGGACAACUCCCAUUCUUUUGGGACCAGAGGGUCAGACCUUGGGGGAUUUGGGUUAACCAAACCUAACGGCAUUGACACCGAUGUCCCCAGUACCUCCACUGCUGACAUCACCACUCCCAGAGGCUUGAAGAUCCCCAUUGCCAACAUCUACAGGAUCUCCAACCCCAAGACAAACCUCAACAUCUCCACCCUCCAAUUCUCUGCCUGCACAACCCCAAAAACACCCCACAUCCCCACCACCACCCCACGGACAUACCAGAACGCCUCUGAGACUCAACCCCACAUGGUCUACCACUGCUACAAUGACUUCUCCCCAACCCAGCUGCGCUUU
Molecule: messenger RNA, 885 nt
Organism: Phasianus colchicus (ring-necked pheasant)
Lineage: Eukaryota; Metazoa; Chordata; Aves; Galliformes; Phasianidae
Source: RefSeq, a predicted model, not a curated record